GCGUGCCGGCAGCGCCCGGAAUGGGACGGUUGCGAGGCGGUCGGUUCCAAGUGGGAGAGGGUGCGGGGGAGAAGCGGGCCUGUACUCGAAGACUGCAGCGCACUCUGCGCGCGAGGACUGGAAUUACGGCCGCAGCUGCUGGGAGUGACCCGGCCCAGCGGGACGGCGGGGACUGACCUGUGCCUAGAGCCCAUCCUAGCACGCGGGGUCUGCCGCGAAUCCCUGGCGUCCCCUCCGGCGCAGUCUUGGAGCCACUUUCCCGAGCGGAAGUCCGCCUGUGUCUCGGGCCUUGGUAGGAUCUGCUAGGAGGAAUGGCGCCGCCGGGUUCAAGCACUGUCUUCCUGUUGGCCCUGACAAUCAUAGCCAGCGUCCAUGCUCUGACGCCCACUCACUACCUCACUAGGCAUGAUGUGGAGAGACUGAAAGCCUCGCUGGAUCGCCCUUUCACAAGUUUGGAAUCUGCUUUCUACUCCAUCGUGGGACUCAGCAGCCUUGGUGCCCAGGUGCCAGAUGUAAAGCAAGCAUGCACCUUCAUUAAAUCAAACCUUGAUCCAAGCAACGUGGAUUCCCUUUUCUAUGCUGCCCAGUCCAGCCAGGCCCUCUCAGGGUGUGAGAUCUCUGUUUCAAAUGAGACCAAAGAUCUGCUUCUGGCAGCUGUCAGUGAAGACUCCUCCGUGGCCCAGAUCUACCACGCAGUUGCAGCCCUAAGUGGCUUUGGCCUUCCUCUGGCUUCCCAAGAAGUGCUCGGUGCCCUUACCUCUCGCCUCAGCAAGGAGGAGACCGUGCUCGCAACAGUCCAGGCUCUACAGACGGCAUCCUACCUGUCCCAGCAGGCUGACCUGAGAAGCAUUGUGGAGGAGAUUGAGGACCUUGUUGCUCGCCUGGAUGAACUGGGAGGUGUGUAUCUUCAGUUUGAAGAGGGACUGGAAACAACGGCAUUGUUUUUGGCUGCCACCUACAAGCUCAUGGACCACGUGGGCACCGAGCCAUCCAUUAAGGAGGAUCAGGUCAUCCAGCUAAUGAAUGCCAUCUUCAGCAAGAAGAACUUUGAGUCACUCUCAGAAGCCUUCAGUGUGGCCUCUGCUGCCGCUGCACUCUCCCAGAAUCGCUUCCAUGUACCUGUUGUGGUUGUGCCUGAGGGCUCUCCUUCCUACACUCAGGAACAGGCUGUCCUACGGUUGCAGGUCACCAAUGUUCUGUCCCAGCCUCUGACUCAGGCCACUGUUAAACUAGAACACGCUAAAUCCGUUGCCUCCAGAGCCACAGUCCUCCAGAAGACAUCGUUCACCCCUGUGGGGGAUGUUUUUGAGCUAAACUUUGUGAAUGUCAAAUUUUCCAGUGGCUAUUACGACUUCUCUGUCAAAGUUGAAGGUGACAACCGUUAUAUUGCAAAUACUGUAGAGCUUAGAGUCAAGAUUUCCACUGAAGUUGGCAUCACAAAUGUCGAUCUCUCCACUGUGGAUAAGGAUCAGAGCAUUGCACCCAAAACCACGCGGGUGACCUACCCAGCCAAGGCCAAGGGCACAUUCAUCGCAGACAGCCACCAGAACUUUGCUUUAUUCUUCCAGCUGGUAGAUGUGAACACUGGUGCUGAACUCACCCCUCACCAGACAUUUGUCCGACUCCAUAACCAGAAGACUGGCCAGGAGGUGGUAUUUGUUGCGGAGCCGGACAGCAAGAACGUGUACAAGUUUGAACUGGAUACCUCUGAGAGAAAGCUCGAAUUUGACUCUGCGUCCGGCACCUACACUCUCUACCUGAUCAUCGGAGAUGCUACUUUGAAGAACCCAAUCCUGUGGAAUGUGGCUGAUGUGGUCAUCAGGUUCCCUGAAGAAGAUGCUCCGUCGACUGUCCUGUCCAAGAACCUUUUCACCCCCAAACAGGAAAUUCAGCACCUGUUCCGCGAGCCAGAGAAGAGGCCCCCCACGGUGGUGUCCAAUACAUUCACCGCCCUGAUCCUCUCGCCCUUGCUCCUGCUCUUUGCUCUGUGGAUCCGGAUUGGUGCCAAUGUCUCCAACUUCACUUUUGCUCCUAGCACGAUUAUCUUUCACCUGGGACAUGCUGCUAUGCUGGGGCUCAUGUAUGUCUACUGGACGCAACUCAACAUGUUCCAGACCCUGAAGUACCUGGCCAUCUUGGGCAGUGUGACGUUUCUGGCUGGCAAUCGCAUGCUGGCCCAGCAGGCAAUCAAGAGGAUCGCUGCAGAGCAGAGCAGUAGAUUGGCAAAAUAUAGGACACUACGGUAAAGAUGAAGGGCGACUCAUCCCAGGAGCAGGGCCCCUUCCAUCUUGCCCACCUCAUGCAUGUCAGUUAUUUAUCUGAUUUUCAGCACACUUGUUCCUCCCCAUCCCUCCCUAAGCCGAAGCUGAAUUCUGAGGCCAUUUCCCCACUUCCUGGACCAAGCUGUAACUGGACCAGGGCAAAAGCCAAAGCCCCCUGAGUUAGCCCAGCUGAUGGUAACUGCAGCAGAGCAGCUCUGACCUGGCUUUGACUGUAAGGCUCCAUCCUCCCGUGUGCCCCACAGGGUACUUUAUAGACACAGCCCCUCUCUGUGUUCAGAGAACAGAGUUGAGGAUAGACAGAUUCAACCUUGGACUUCUUAAAAGGGGACACCCCCCCCCAUUCAGGACAUCUAAAUUCAUUAAAUGAUGGUCCCAUGGCAAAUCCUGGCACACCUUGUCACUGUUCUAGGCCUUUUUGUAAUAUUAACCUCUGAUUGGGCCAAACAGUGUGGUUUGGUGAGACACUAAAUUUUGAAGACUGAUGGCCACAGAUCAAAGCCAGCAUCAUCAAAACCCAGGUUCCUAGAGCUCAGGAUAUAUGGUUCAGGGCAGCUCCCUGUGUGACUAAAAUGUCAAGUGAAAUAUCACCCGUUCUCCACUGUGUCCAGUCCUAGGAUGAGGGUGGGAGUGCAGGAAGGUGAAGGGAGGGAAGGAGAAGAGAGUGUGUGAUGCUUCACUGAUCAGCUCCUUUAGACCAAGGAUUGGCAGAAGUUUUCUAGAAAGAGCCAGAUAGUACUUAGGCUUUGCAGGCCAUACGGUCUCUGUUACAACUACUCAGCUCUGCCACUAUAAUGUGAGAGCAGCCAUAGACCACGUAAACAAACCCGCUGGCCAUGUUCCAGUGAAACUUCGUUUACAGAAGCAGGUGGUGGGCUGCAUCUGGCCUGCGGGGCACAGUUUGUUGACCCCUGUACUAGACCAACAAAGAGGAGGGAGGUAGUUGAGUUUUCAAGUCAUGUUCCCUCUCGUCCUUUGCCAUGGAAAUGGCUUUCCCUGCCAAAGCAACAAAGCCGUCUAAUUUUCACUCCUCUGAAAAUAGGAGAAAUCAACAAAAGCAUAGAAUGUAGAGCCUUUUUCACUGAUGUGUGAACAUAAGCUGGAACAUCUAGUUCUCAACACAGGCUUGCUCAGAGACGACUUGCUCAGAAAGCGACUACAUUUGUUUUGGUUUUGUUUUUUCAGGAUUAAUUCAUAUACAGUAAAAUUCACCCUUGUUAGUGUACAAUUCUGUGAAUCUUGAAAGAUGUAGUAGACAGUCUUGUAAACACUACCUCAGCCAAGGUACAAACUUAUUUCCACACUCCAAUGAGCUCCUAUGUCUCUUUGUGGUCUGUCCCUUCUCCCUACCCGCCAUUCCUUAGCCUUAUCCAUUUGGUUUUGUCCUGAAUUACAGUUGCUCUCGCUGAGAUUUGUUUUCAGAACUAGUCCUUUCUGCUAAGUAUUGAGCUCUUUAAUUCUUUAAAACUAACUGGAUUCGUUUUGUUUUUCUUGAUUUUUAGAUAGUCUGCCCCCCCCC
Messenger RNA from Delphinapterus leucas (beluga whale), 3798 nucleotides. The record is from RefSeq and is a predicted model, not a curated record. NCBI's taxonomy places the organism in Eukaryota, Metazoa, Chordata, Mammalia, Artiodactyla, Monodontidae.